Messenger RNA from Exaiptasia diaphana, 3578 nucleotides. RefSeq names its product 116 kDa U5 small nuclear ribonucleoprotein component. Bases 16 to 2937 code for a protein of 973 amino acids. Gene Ontology annotation, molecular function: translation elongation factor activity; GTPase activity; GTP binding. The transcript is spliced from 34 exons. Gene Ontology annotation, cellular component: U2-type catalytic step 2 spliceosome; U4/U6 x U5 tri-snRNP complex; cytosol. Lineage: Eukaryota; Metazoa; Cnidaria; Anthozoa; Actiniaria; Aiptasiidae. The record is from RefSeq and is a predicted model, not a curated record. Gene Ontology annotation, biological process: mRNA splicing, via spliceosome.
UGCACGUUUUYCAAAAUGGACGCCGAUCUUUAUGAUGAAUUCGGCAAUUACAUUGGUCCUGAGUUGGACAGUGAUGAUGAAAGUGAUUCAGAGGAAGAAGAACGUGAACAAGAGGAUGACGCUUUGGGGGAAGGAUAUGAAGAUGAACAGAUGGACCAGGAUGAUGAACCAAGAAUGCAAAUUGUUCUUCAUGAGGACAAAAAAUAUUAUCCAACUGCAGAAGAAGUGUUUGGGCCAGAAGUAGAGAAUGUUGUUCAAGAAGAGGACACUCAACCCUUAACAGAGCCUAUCAUAAAACCUGUCGCAAAAAAGAAGUUUUCAUUGAUUGAGCAAGAAUUGCCACUGACUUCGUAUGAUAUUGAGUACCUUGCUGAUCUAAUGGAUAAUCCUGAUCUUGUGCGAAAUGUUGCACUAGCUGGUCAUUUACACAGUGGAAAGACAACAUUUUUAGAUUGUUUAUUUGAGCAAACACAUCCUGAACUGGUUCCACAGGAAGGAAAAGAUCUUCGUUAUGCAGAUUUCUUGUUUACAGAGCAAGAAAGGGGACUGAGCAUAAAAAGCACUCCAGUCUCUCUUGUCCUACCAGACACUAAAGGAAAGUCAUUCCUGGUAAAUGUGUCUGAUACUCCAGGUCAUGUGAACUUUUCAGAUGAAGUAACAGCAUCAUACAGACUUUGUGAUGGAGUUAUGAUUUUCAUUGAUGCUUCAGAAGGGGUUAUGCUUAAUACUGAAAGACUUCUAAAACAUGCCGUCCAAGAACAGUUAUCAGUGACAAUUUGUAUAAACAAGAUUGAUCGACUUAUGCUGGAACUAAAGCUUCCUCCAACAGAUGCUUAUUAUAAACUGAAGCAUAUUGUAGAUGAAGUCAAUAGUUUAUUAAGCAUUUUUGCAGAAGAUGAUAAUAAUCUUAUAGUUUCUCCACUUCUUGGUAAUGUGUGCUUUGCAAGUUCUUCAUAUGGAUUUUGCUUCACACUCUUCUCGUUUGCAAAUCUUUAUGUGGAUAGUUUUGGUGGAGGAAUCAACCCCAAAGACUUUGCCAAUAGACUCUGGGGUGAUAUGUACUUUAACUCAAAGACGAGGAAAUUUACACGAAAAGCACCAUUAAGUACUUCACAGAGAAGCUUCGUUGAGUUCAUUUUAGAGCCUCUGUACAAAAUAUUUGGACAGGUGGUUGGGGAUGUCGAUACUACUCUUCCUGAUGUAUUGGAUGAGCUAGGUAUUCGAGUGACUAAGAAAGAGAUGCAGUCAAAUAUUAGACCACUGUUAAAACUUGUCUGCCAAAGGUUUUUUGGAGAUUUUACAGGUUUUGUGGAUGUGUGUGUCAGUCAUAUUCCUUCUCCAAGAGGAAAUGCCAAAACAAAGGUUGGGUACAAUUAUACUGGUCCUCUUGACUCAGACAUUGUUGAUUCUAUGUAUGAGUGCAAUGCAGAUGGUACAUUGAUGGUUCAUACCACUAAACAAUAUCCAUCUAAUGAUGCCACAGCAUUCCAUGUGUUUGGACGUGUAAUGAGUGGAACAUUGUAUGCUGGCCAGCAAGUGCGAGUUCUUGGUGAAAACUACACAAUGGAAGAUGAAGAGGAUUCUAGAGUUGGUUUGGUUGGAAGGUUAUGGAUUUCUGAAGCAAGGUACAACAUAGAGGUGAAUCGUAUUCCAGCUGGGAACUGGGUUCUUAUUGAAGGAAUCGACCAGUCUAUUGUCAAAACAUCUACCAUYACAUCAGUAGCUGACAGUGAAGAGGCAUACAUCUUCCGUCCUCUUAAGUUCAACACUUGUUCAACAAUCAAGAUUGCUGUUGAACCUCACAACCCUUCAGAACUCCCCAAGAUGUUGGAUGGCUUAAGGAAAGUCAACAAAAGUUACCCAAUUUUAACAACAAAGGUUGAAGAAUCUGGUGAGCAUGUUAUUUUAGGCACUGGAGAACUCUACCUUGACAGUGUUAUGCAUGAUCUACGCAAGCUAUAUUCUGAAAUAGAUAUCAAAGUUGCCGACCCUGUAGUUGCUUUCUGUGAAACAGUUGUAGAAACUUCUUCACUUAAGUGUUUUGCUGAAACUCCUAACAAAAAGAAUAAAGUCACAAUGAUUGCAGAACCUUUAGAGAAAGGUUUGGCUGAAGAUAUUGAAAAUGAAAAAGUUUUAAUCACAUGGAAUAAGAAAAAGCUAGGUGAAUUCUUUCAAACUAAAUAUGACUGGGAUUUGCUGGCUGCUCGUUCAAUCUGGGCAUUCGGACCAGAAAACACAGGACCUAAUAUCUUAGUAGAUGAUACACUACCUUCAGAGGUGGACAAGAGUCUGCUGAACACUGUCAAGGAUUCUAUUAUUCAAGGUUUUCAGUGGUCAACCAGAGAAGGACCGCUUUGUGAUGAGCCUAUUCGCAAUGUUAARUUCAAAAUUCUUGAUGCUGUUAUUGCUGGUGAACCUAUUCAUCGUGGUGGUGGACAAAUCAUUCCUACUGCUCGUAGAGUGGCGUACUCUGCUUUCCUUAUGGCCACACCUCGUUUGAUGGAACCAUACUUCUUCGUUGAGGUCCAGGCCCCAGCUGACUGCGUAUCGUCUGUUUACACUGUACUUGCACAUAGAAGAGGCCACGUMACACAAGAUGCACCCGUUCCAGGCUCUCCAUUGUACACAAUCAAAGCGUUUAUUCCAGCAAUCGAUUCAUUUGGCUUCGAGACGGACCUUAGAACUCACACUCAAGGGCAGGCCUUCUGUAUGUCUGUCUUUCAUCACUGGCAGAUUGUUCCAGGUGAUCCACUAGACAAGAGUAUAAUCAUUCGUCCCCUCGAACCUCAACCCGCCACUCAUCUUGCAAGAGAGUUCAUGAUAAAAACUCGUCGACGAAAGGGUCUUAGUGAAGAUGUCAGCAUCAAUAAGUUCUUCGACGAUCCUAUGUUGUUAGAGUUGGCUCGACAAGACGUUAUGUUUAACUAUCCCAUGUAGCAUUGCGAUCACUUGCUCACCUCCUACCCAGCCUACGCUCUGAAUWGUAAAGCUAUARAGCAUGGGGACAAGGCUGUUCAAUUUGUAUUUAUAGASAUUUACCUCUCUACCUAUUGAAGUUUAGAGAAGACCCACUGGCAGGAAAUUCACAGCUAGCAAGAUCUAAGAUCUGUGAUAUCAUAGUUAGACCUAUGGUAAUAUCUACACCAUUGUAAAUUUUUUAUGAAGUUUGUAGCUAAGGUCAUGAAAAUAGAAGGUUUUUUAUAUAAUUUAUAAGCGUUCUUGUCCUUUUAUUCAUACAAAUGUAAUCUGCAUUCGGUUCUAAGGUGGCCUCGCGGGAAAAAUUGAUAGAUAGUACCUUGUUUUCCACACUAAGUGACGUCACAUUCGCUAUUUGAAACUUUCCCAAGCCYACAGCCUUGUAAAAUACAGCUGCGAAGGGGGUCAUAGACGGGAGUGUAAGGAACCCAUAGACACAGGGUUAGGCAUGGUACGAGAAAGUAGAAUCUGUACGAUAMAGACAUUCUUUGGGGAUAUAACUGCGUAAGGUUCAAUAUUUUAACUUGCAAGUUUAAUUAAUUUGCAAACAUUCUUCAUAAGGGAUAUAUACCAAUUUGAGAAUAAAAACAAAAUAAAAAAUU